Molecule: messenger RNA, 1133 nt
Organism: Halichondria panicea
Lineage: Eukaryota; Metazoa; Porifera; Demospongiae; Suberitida; Halichondriidae
Product: piggyBac transposable element-derived protein 4-like
Exons: 1
Coding region: 144-995 (283 amino acids)
Source: RefSeq, a predicted model, not a curated record
GCAGUGCCACUCCUGGUUCCUCCAGUCAAUGGACUCCCACCAUUCGUGACCAUCCACGGCAAUUGUUCACUCAAUCUGUUGGCCCGACUGUGAUCAUUUCAGAUUCUCCACUGGAGACCUUCCAACUACUGUUCACACCUGAGAUGUUGGAGUACAUCGUUACUGAAACAAAUAAGUACGCAGACCAAAGUAUGACCCCAUUACAGCACGAAAAGUGGAUCCCUUUGACACUCGAAGAGCUCAAGGCCUAUAUAGGUUUUUGCAUAUUGAUGGGCGUAGUUACGCUCCCAUCAAUAGAGGAUUAUUGGAAGAAAGACACCCUUCUCCACUACUCACCUAUCGCAUCCAAGAUCUCAAGGGAUCGGUUCAGAGAUAUUCGUCGCUACCUCCAUUUCGCUGACAACACAACGCUCCCAACUCCCGGCACCCCUGGUAGUGAUCGCUUGGCAAAAGUACGUCCCCUCAUCAACAAAGUCAAUGAGCGCUGUUCGGCAGUGUACUUGUUAGACCGGGACGUGGCUGUUGAUGAGGCGAUGAUUAAGUUCCAGGGAAGAUCGUCACUCAAGCAGUACCUCCCCAACAAGCCUGUGAAGAGGGGAAUAAAGGUAUGGGUGUUAGCUGAUAGCAAGAAUGGCUACUUCCACACCAUGCAAGUCUACACUGGAAGGCAGGGCACACCAGAAAAACAUCUAGGCACCCGAGUUGUCAAAGACCUCACUACUUCGCUGAAGGGAAAAUACCACCAUGUGUACUUUGACAACUAUUUCACUUCACUAAACCUCCUCGAAGACCUGGAAAAGGAUGGGAUCUAUGCUUGUGGAACAACUCGCAGCAACCGUGUUGGUUUCCCUGUAGAUCUUAAGGAUCCAAGCCUGCCUGACAGGUAUAUAAAUGAUUAUUACAGUAAUUCUAUUACUUUAGCUUACCUUUUUCAGAGGAGAUUAUUUGAUGAGGCAGAAGGACACGGUCACAGUGACAGCCUGGAAGGACAAUAGGAUUGUCCGUGUAAUGUCCACGGCCUCUGACCCCACUGCCAGCUCCACUGUAAAUCGGCGAUGCAGGACAGGAGAGAAGAUCGCUGUACCAUGCCCUCAGUGCAUUGAAGACUACAAUCGGUUGAUGGGUGGCGUUGA